GUAGCGCUGUCACUUCUGGGAAUUGCACCAUCUAAGAAGAACAGACUUCAUUCAAACUCGCCACUGAUUAACCAAAAAUCACUGCAAUGGCAACUAAAAAAGUUGGAGGUCAAUCCGAGGAGAAACAGGCCACUCCUGAGGUGCAGAAGAUCUGCGAUGAAGUCAAGCAUCAAGCAGAAGAAAAGGCUGGAAAGAAGUUCACUGUUUUCACUGCCAAACUCUUCACCACACAGGUCGUGGCCGGGACCAACUAUUUCAUCAAGGUGAAUGUAGGAGGAGAUCAGUUUGUUCAUCUGAGGGUUCAUAAACCGCUCCCUCACGCUGGAGAAAAAGUACAACUGCAAGGCGUUCAGGUGUCGAAAAGCUGUCAAGACCCCAUCCAGUACUUCUAAACAAACCCUCAAUGGUGGAGCUUAAUUAAAGAGACAGUGCACCCAAAUAAAUUACUGACUAUUUACUCUAUUAAUACACUAUUUACAGUAUUUACUAUAUACACUCAAGUGUUUCCAAGCAUUUAUGAGUUCAUUUCUUCUGUUAAACGCUAAAGAAGAUAGUUUGAAGAAUGCUGAAAACCUGUAACCAUUGACUUCCAUAGUAGGAAAAACAAAUACUAAGAAGUUUCUUUCGUCUGUUAAACACAAAAGAAGAUCGUUUGAAGAAUGCUGAAAACCUGUAACCAUUGACUUCCAUAGUAGGAAAAACAAAUACUAAGAAGUUUCUUUCGUCUGUUAAAUACAAAAGAAGAUAGUUUGAAGAAUGCUGAAAACCUGUAACCAUUGACUUCCGUAGUAGGAAAAAUAAAUACUAACAAGUUUCUUUCGUCUGUUAAACACAAAUGAAGAUAGUUUGAAGAAUGCUAAAAACCUGUAACCAUUGACUUCCACUGUGGGAAAAUCAAAUAUUAUGGGUUUCUUUCAUCUGUUUAAUGCAAAAGAUAGUUUGAAGAAUGCUGUAAACCUGUCACCAUUGACUUUCUAUAUAGGAAAAACAAAUACUAUGGGUUUCUUUCAUCUGUUAAACACAAAAGAAGAUGGUUUGAAAAAUGCUGAAAACCAGUAACCAUUGACUUCCAUAGUUGGGAAAACAAAUACUAUGGAAGUCAAUGGUUACAAGCAUUCUUUAAAUACUUCUUUGAGUAAAUAAUGACAGAAUUUAAAUGUUUGGGUGAACUGUUUCUUUAAAUGUUUCUCAUUCUCUAAUACAGUGUUUCCCAACCCUGCUCCUGGAGGCACACCAACAGUACAUAUUUUGGAUGUCUCUCUAAUCUGACCAAUUAACUUCAGGUUUUGGAGUCUCUUGUUCUGCUGAGUUGAUUCGGGUGUGUUUGAUUAGGAAGAGUUUGAAAAUGUGUAAUGCUGGUGUGCCUCCAGGAACAGGGUUGGGAAACACUGCCCUAAUAUAUGCACACAAACAUGCCAUACAGUAUGAGGCUUUUGUUUAUGCGUGAUGUAUUCUGACUGAUGCUGUUACAAAACCUUUAUUACAUUCUGCUGCAUUAAAAUGAAGCAAUUCAUUUGAAUUUUCCAGUGCCUAUAGUGUACAGUACAUGACUUUUCUAAAACCAGCACGUCACAUGCACAGAUGCUGCACUGUGGUGAAAUAAUUGCACAUGAAUAUGAAUCGUCAUUCCAAAAUAUGCUUUAUAAACACUUCUAAAAUAAAGGGAAAUCGAUUUUA
Danio aesculapii is the source of this 1677-nucleotide messenger RNA. RefSeq names its product cystatin 14b, tandem duplicate 1 (gene cst14b.1). The record is from RefSeq and is a predicted model, not a curated record. Gene Ontology annotation, molecular function: cysteine-type endopeptidase inhibitor activity. NCBI's taxonomy places the organism in Eukaryota, Metazoa, Chordata, Actinopteri, Cypriniformes, Danionidae. Bases 87 to 392 code for a protein of 101 amino acids. The transcript is spliced from 3 exons. Gene Ontology annotation, cellular component: cytosol.